UAUGCACUCACUAAUGCCUCCAACAAUAACUGUUGACUUUUUAUUUUGUAGUCAGAGAAGCCUGGCAACCGAAAACUAGUUUUUCACUGGGUUUACGAGAACUGAACUGAAUUGGAAAAUAUUUGCUUUAAUGAAACAAUUUACUCUUGUGCAACAUUAAAUAUGUCAAUCAAGCAAAUAAAGGAAGAAAACCUUCUUUAUAAAAUUGCCUACUUCGGACUUCACUUCAUUGCUUCUCAGGCUCCAGGAGGAGGAAAAAAAUGAAGAUUUUGAUGCUUGGUAUUUUUCUGUUUUUUUAUAGCACCCAAGCCUGGGCGAAAGAUAAGCAUUAUUACAUUGGAAUUAUUGAAACAACCUGGAACUACGCCCCUGACAAUGGGGAAAAGAAACUUAUUUCAGUUGACACGGAACAGUACAACAUCUACCUUCAAACUGGCACAGAUAGAAUUGGGAGGAUAUACAAGAAGGCCCUUUAUCUUCCGUAUACAGAUGAAACCUUUACGACGACUAUGGAAAAGCCAGUCUGGCUAGGAUUUUUAGGCCCUAUUAUCAAAGCUGAAACUGGACAGAAAGUUUAUGUACACUUAAAAAACUUUGCCUCUCGGCCCUACACUUUUCAUGUACAUGGAGUGACUUACUAUAAGGAACAUGAGGGGGCCAUUUACCCUGAUAACACCACGGAUUUUCACAGGGCAGAUGACAAGGUGUAUCCAGGACAGCAGUAUACAUACAUGUUGCAUGCCACUGAAGAACAAAGUCCUGGUGAGGGAGAUAGCAAUUGUGUGACUAGGAUUUACCAUUCCCACAUUGAUGCUCCAAAAGAUAUUGCCUCAGGACUCAUCGGACCUUUAAUAGUCUGUAAACAAGAUUCUCUGGAUGAUGAAAAAGAAAAAAAUAUUGACCAAGAAUUUGUGGUGAUGUUUUCUGUGGUGGAUGAAAAUCUCAGCUGGUACCUGGAAGACAACAUUAAAACCUACUGCACUGAGCCAGAGAAAGUUGAAAAAGACAAUGAAGACUUCCAGGAGAGUAACAGGAUGUAUUCUGUGAAUGGAUACACUUUUGGAAGUCUCCCAGGCCUCUCCAUGUGUGCAGAAGACAGAGUGAAAUGGUAUCUUUUUGGGAUGGGUAAUGAAGUUGAUGUGCAUGCAGCUUUCUUCCAUGGACAAACAUUGACUAACAAGAAUUACCGUAUUGAUACAAUCAAUCUCUUUUCUGCUACCCUUGUUGAUGCUUUGAUGGUGGCCCAGAGCCCUGGAGAAUGGAUGCUUAGCUGUCAGAAUCUAAACCAUCUGAAAGCUGGUUUGCAGGCCUUUUUCCAGGUCCAGGACUGUAACAAGUCUCCAUCAAAGGAUGACAUAUCUGACAAACAGGUUAGACACUACUACAUUGCUGCUGAGGAAAUCAUCUGGAACUAUGCUCCCUCCGAUAUAGACGUCUUCACAAAAGAAAACUUAACAGCACCUGGAAGUGACUCAGAGGUAUUUUUUGAACAAGGUGCUACAAGAAUUGGAGGCUCUUAUAAAAAGCUGGUUUAUCGUGAGUACACAGAUGCCUCCUUCACAAAUCGAAAGCAGAGAGGCCCUGAAGAGGAGCAUCUUGGCAUACUGGGUCCUGUCAUUUGGGCAGAGGUGGGAGAUACCAUCAGAGUCACCUUCCAUAACAAAGGAACACAUCCCCUCAGUAUUGAGCCGACUGGGGUGAGAUUCAGCAAGAACAACGAGGGUACAUACUAUGCGCGGCAUUCCAACUCCCGGAGUGGAAGUGUACCUCCUUCUUCAGCCUCCCAUGUGGCACCCAAAGAAACAUUCACAUACGAAUGGACUGUUCCCAAAGAAGUAGGACCCACUUAUGCAGAUCCUGUGUGUCUAUCUAAGAUGUAUUAUUCUGCUGUGGAUCCCACCAAAGAUAUAUUCACUGGGCUUAUUGGGCCAAUGAAAAUAUGCAAGAAAGGAAGUUUACAUGAAAAUGGAAGACAGAAAGAUGUAGAUAAGGAGUUCUAUUUGUUUCCCACAGUAUUUGAUGAGAAUGAGAGUUUACUCCUGGAUGAUAAUAUUAGAAUGUUUACAACUACACCUGAUCAGGUGGAUAAGGAAGAUGCAGACUUUCAGGAAUCUAACAAGAUGCACUCCAUGAAUGGAUUCAUGUAUGGGAAUCUGCCUGGUCUCAGUAUGUGCCAAGGAGACUCGGUGGUGUGGUACUUAUUCAGUGCUGGAAAUGAGGCUGAUGUACAUGGGAUAUACUUUUCAGGAAACACAUAUCUGUCAAGAGGAGAAACGAGAGACACAGCAAACCUCUUCCCUCAAACAAGCCUUACACUGCUCAUGCGACCUGACACGGAAGGGACUUUUAACGUUGAGUGCCUUACAACUGAUCACUAUACGGGUGGCAUGAAGCAAAAAUACACUGUGAACCAAUGCAGGCGGCUGUCUGAGCAUUCCACCUUGUACCGCAGAGAGAAGACCUACUACAUCGCAGCAGUGGAGGUGGAAUGGGAUUAUUCCCCAAGCAGGAAAUGGGAAGAGGAGCUGCAUCUUUUACAAGAGCAAAAUGUUUCAAAUGCAUUUUUAGAUAAGGGAGAGUUUUUUAUAGGCUCAAAGUACAAGAAAGUUGUGUAUCGGCAAUAUAAGGAUAGCACAUUCAGAGUUCCAGUGGAGAGAAAAGCUGAAGAAGAACACAUGGGAAUUCUAGGUCCACAACUUCACGCAGAUGUUGGAGAAAGAGUCAAAAUUAUCUUUAAAAACAUGGCCACAAGGUCCUACUCAAUACACGCCCAUGGGGUGAGAACGGAGAGUCCUACAGUUACUCCAACAUUACCAGGUGAAACUCGGACUUACAUAUGGGAAAUCCCAGAAAGAUCUGGAGCUGGAACAGAGGAUUCCGCUUGUAUUCCAUGGAUUUACUAUUCGACUGUGGAUCAAGUUAAGGAUCUCUACAGUGGAUUAAUUGGCCCGCUGAUUGUCUGUCGAAGACACUACAUGAGAGUAUUCAAUCCCCAAAAGAAACUGGAAUUUUCCCUUUUGUUUCUAGUUUUUGAUGAGAAUGAAUCUUGGUACUUAGACGACAACAUCAAGACAUACUCUGCUCACCCUGAGAAAGUAAACAAAGACAGUGAGGAAUUCAUAGAAAGCAACAAAAUGCAUGCUAUUAAUGGAAGAAUGUUUGGAAACCUAAAAGGUCUCACGAUGCACGUGGGCGAUGAAGUCAACUGGUAUCUGAUGGGAAUGGGCAAUGAAAUCGACUUGCACACUGUGCAUUUUCAUGGCCACAGCUUCCGACACAAGGUUCCUUACUCAUGGAUCAACCAAUCAUGGACUGAAAAUAUUUGGAACAAAAAUUCCAAAGUUCCAAAAAGCAAAACUUGAAUUUGCCACACCAAGUACUACACUGAAUCCACUCAAAUGAAGUGAUGUAUAGGUACUGCAUUAGGUAUUAUAAGUAAACUAGAGAUGAUUUAAAGUGUAUGGGAGGAUGUGCAUAGGUUAUAUGGAAAUACUAUACCAUUUUAUAUCAGAGACUUGAGCAUCUGUGGAUUUUGGUAUUCUGGGGUAGGGGAGUGGUCUUGGAACCAAUCCCUAAUGGAUAUCAAGAGAUGACUGUAUAGGACACAGCAAUUUCAAUUAACAUACCAGCCUUUGUUAACACCUUGGGCUCUUCCUUGGAUUUGUAUUUUUUACUGGAUUUUCAUGGAGUUCUGCUCACACAUCCCCUCAAGGCAUUUGAGUGGAACUGCUAGCAGAGAGGGGUAGGAGUGGUCAUGUAAAUGAUGGAUCAGGGUGUAGUGGAGACUCGUGCGAGACUUUAUUAUAACCGUUGCCUGCCUAAGUUCUGUCUUAAAUGGUCUGGGGUAAACAAGAUCAUUGGUCAGGUGACAAGCAACUUGCUGUGGUCCCUCAAUCUCAAUCAUACUUCUAUUCCUUACCCAGCACCGAUUUUAGCAGAAGCCAAUAGCCCUUCUGGCUUUUUUCUUACCUUUGAGCUAAUGCAUAAAAUGCAGAAGUUACAUUGCAGAAAGUCUGUUUCAUUAUCUGCAUUUUGUUUUACAUAGAUAUUAUACUCUUAGUGGAGUUUCAAUUCUAUUCCUGCAGAAAUAUGCCCAACGACUGUUUCCAGCCGAGACUCCACCUGAACUGUCCCUGGUUUUUGGCUUCUCUGUUGGCUUCCUUUUUUGCUCUCUCUAUUACUCUCUUUGCCCUAAAGUUUCACAAUCUAGACUAGGGUAGGUGCAGGCAAAACUGAGGUUAGGGCUGAAAUGGGGCCACAGCUAAGUUUUUUUGUGCAACUCUGUGCUCUGGCAAGCAGGCAAACCAGAGUCGUAGGGUAGGAAGCCACAGGUGAUCCUGACUGAUCAAUUUGCUCAUCACAUCUUUCCUUUACACCCACUUAUGGCCCACAGUGCAGGGCUCUGUAGGAAUACAAGGACCACAUAUCUUACUAUUUGCAUUGAACAUAGAAACAGGCAGGGACCCAUUUUUUAAAAACAGAUUUAUCCAUUUUUCUAAUAUUCCUGAACUGACCAAUGAAAAACUACUUGCACGAA
Microcebus murinus (gray mouse lemur) is the source of this 4537-nucleotide messenger RNA. Its product is annotated as ceruloplasmin. The record is from RefSeq and is a predicted model, not a curated record. Gene Ontology annotation, biological process: iron ion transport. Gene Ontology annotation, molecular function: copper ion binding; oxidoreductase activity. Gene Ontology annotation, cellular component: plasma membrane. NCBI's taxonomy places the organism in Eukaryota, Metazoa, Chordata, Mammalia, Primates, Cheirogaleidae.